AUGAAUGACGCCAAUGGCAUCGAGAACCCUGCUUUCGUCCCCUCCAGCCCGGACACCCCGCGCCGAUGGUCUGCGUCGCCCGGUCAGGUCGAGGUGUCCGCCCGGCCCUUCUGCACGCAGAAAGAGGAUUCGCCGCUGCCCCGGGCUCCGGAGCCCGCGAAGCCUUCGGAGUCGCCAGAGCCACAAGCUCGCCCAUCUCUGCCCGGAGCUCCCCUCCCCCCUGGAGAGCAAUCGGAGCCACUUUCGCUGUCUGAGUUCGAGGAGGGACCCUGCGGAUGGGGGAACUUCCACCCAGAAAGUCUCCAACGCUGCAACACGCCGCAGGGAUACCUGCUCCACUAUUGCCUUCUGGCUCUCAUACAAGGUAUUGUUGUAAACGGCCUAGUAAACAUUAGCAUUUCCACUAUUGAGAAGCGCUAUGAGAUGAAGAGCUCCCUGACUGGCCUCAUAUCGUCAAGCUAUGACAUCUCGUUCUGUGUGUUAUCUUUAUUCGUAUCAUUCUUUGGUGAAGGGGGCCACAAACCAAGAUGGCUUGCAUUUGCAUCCUUCAUGAUAGGAUUGGGAGCACUUGUGUUUUCCUUGCCACAAUUUUUUAGUGGAAAAUAUCAACUGGGGUCCGUUUUUGAAGAUUGUGCAAGCAGUCAGAUGAAUAAAAUGGGCAUUUUGAAAAGUAAUAGUUUUGGGAAUGAAUGUUCCAAUAUGAUAGAAUGGUAUCAGUGUGCUAGUAUCACUGAGGCUGAUCCGCGCUGGCUGGGAGCAUGGUGGAUAGGGUUUCUCUUGUCUUGGAUCUUCGCUUGGUCAUUGAUAAUACCCUUUUCUUGCUUUCCAAAACAUUUACCAGGUACAGAAAAAAUUCAAGCUGGAAAAAUUUGCCAGGCUCAUCAGAAUAGUAGUAAUUCCACACAACAAGAAAAUGUGAAUUUUGGGAAAAGUUUUAAAGAUUUUCCAGCCGCUCUAAAGAAUCUCACGAGGAAUACUGUAUUUAUGUGUUUAGUUCUAUCAACGACGUCAGAAGCCUUAAUCACCACUGGAUUUGCCACAUUCUUACCUAAGUUUAUAGAAAAUCAAUUUGGAAUUUCAUCCAGCUUUGCAGCGACCCUGGGAGGAGCUAUUUUAAUUCCUGGAGCUGCUCUUGGUCAGAUUCUGGGUGGUGUCCUUGUUUCUAAAUUCAAAUUGGAAUGCAAAAAUACAAUGAAGUUUUCACUGGGCACAUCUGCAAUUGCACUCUUGCUGAGUUUUGUGUUUAUAUUUGCUAAAUGUGAAAAUGAGCCCUUUGCUGGUGUGUCAGAAUCAUAUAAUGGAACAGGAGAGCUGGGAAAUUUGACAGCUCCUUGUAAUGCCAAUUGUAACUGUUUGCGAUCAUAUUAUUAUCCUGUCUGUGGAGAAGAUGGAAUUCAGUAUUUUUCUCCCUGCUUUGCAGGCUGCAUACACUCUAUUUCUGAAAGACAGCCCAAGAGAAUGCCCCAGGGUGAUCUAUCAAUAUCUCAUACAUCUCUCUAUAUUUAUAUUUAUAAGGAAGGUGUGAUUGACUUACAAGGAUUAUCUCAUGGGGUUGUGGUUGACUGUAAACUCAAAAUUCAUAAAUUAAGUGGUAGACUGGAGGAUACUGCAGGAUUAGGUUCCAUUAUCUCUAAGUUCAAAGUGGAGAGAGCGAGAAAAUGUGUUAAUAACAGUCAACGGUCUCUAGCGUUGGGAAUACAGUUUAUGCUUCUGCGAUUACUGGGCACAAUACCCGGACCGAUUAUAUUUGGUACAACAAUCGAUAGCACAUGUGUUCUCUGGGAUAUUAAUGAGUGUGGCGUCAGAGGUGCUUGCUGGGUUUAUAAUAACAUCAAGAUGGCCCAUAUGCUACUGGCGAUAACUGUUACCUGUAAAGUUAUCACCAUUUUCUUCAAUGGACUUGCAAUCUUUCUGUAUAAACCACCUCCGUCAAGAACAGAAGUGUUAUUUCAAAAUCAGAAUUCAGUUGUGACUACGGUUUCAGUAACAUAUGAUAGCAGCAAAGAGGGAAAUGAAGACUGAAUAAGAAAGAAGAGAAUAUUUUACGGCUGGGAAGUUGACUUCGAGGACUGCACAACGCCACCGCAGCAUUACCUCCCCAGUACGGACACUCUAGUCUUAUACAGCCGAUGCUUUAUAAUUGAAUAUGUCUAAGUAUAUAUUGAUUUUAUUUUGUUUUCUUUAACGUAAGAAGCAGACUUGUGCCUUCAAGCUCACAAAAGCCUCAAAACCUGCACACAGUCACUUAUUUUUUAUUGCCUAGCUCUGAAAUCCUUAGACAGUGACAAAGCAGACUAGAAAAAUACCAAUGAUUAGUAAAAUGUUUACAUUCUAAAAGAGCCAUGAAUAUUUCUGUCCUAAUAGAUUAUUAUUGUCAAUAGUUUGAAAUUAUUUUGCAAAUGUAUGCUGUAAAUUUACAUGGUGUUUGGAAUUAUUAUUGCGAUUCAAGUAUUUGAAACCUGUUCUAUGACAUAAUUUGUUUUAAACGUUAUUUAUAGUCUAUUUGCUACAGCAAGUUAUUGAGCUAUUAGAAUGUAAUUAUUUAUCCUUGCGUCCCAGUAUAGGGAAUACAGAAAUAUCAGCAUUGUAUACACUUACUUUCACUUUCACUAAAAGUUUCCAUGAGGUUAUUUAUUGAUGCUAUGGAUUUUUAACAACUAGCUCGUGUGAUUCUGUGAUAGAUUCACUCACUUAUAGGUUGUCUUAAUCAUCUACUACAGCACUGAUAGAAAAACAAAAGAGGAUAGCUUUAAGAAUCAAAAAUGUAUUGUCACAAUUUAGGAAACUACCCAUCCAAAUUCAACUUUAGGAGCAGGCUUUCUUUCUUUUCCAUUUCUUGGGGAAGGUGCUUGCCUCCUUUCAACAUCUGUGGACCCAGUGUUCCUUGGAAAUAUCUGUAUGUCCUGCUUCAACCUAUCCUAGGGUCUAAAAAGUUGUCAGUGCAUGGACUCUGGGUCCAAAGGGUGUGCUCUCCUCUUGACUCUUCUUUCUGGUUGCUCCUUUCUUCUUUUACAUUCUAUAAGAUAGAUAGUGGUGCAGACCACACCCCAAGAAAUAUAUCCCGACAUGGAUCAGCACUGUGAUCUGAUUUAGGGGUUAAAUUCCACUUGAAUCCCCCUUUAAUAACAAGAAAUCAAAUCACUCAGGAUGAUCACAUUAUUGUAUAAGUGCCAAAUCACUAAGAAUCAUGGUCUAGUUGACUUGACACAUACUUUUGGGACACACUAUUUGGUCCAUAAGAAAGUAUCACCUUCAGUUAUAAAAAGUGCCAAUUAGAUGCAAAAAGGUUUCCUGACAAAUGAU
Molecule: messenger RNA, 3303 nt
Organism: Echinops telfairi (small Madagascar hedgehog)
Lineage: Eukaryota; Metazoa; Chordata; Mammalia; Afrosoricida; Tenrecidae
Gene: SLCO4C1
Product: solute carrier organic anion transporter family member 4C1
Exons: 12
Coding region: 1-2022 (673 amino acids)
Biological process (GO): sodium-independent organic anion transport; transmembrane transport
Cellular component (GO): membrane
Molecular function (GO): protein binding
Source: RefSeq, a predicted model, not a curated record